GCGAGAAGAGAAUCUGGCAGUUCAUGACAAGAGGUUGAAGGGAUAGGCGUUGUGCACGACAGCUCUGGCAAGGAGCCGACUUCUUCGGAGAAGAAGCGCGAGCCACAGAAGACGAUACGCGAUGAGGUGGCGGAACAAACCAGAUACAUGAAAAGGAUGAAAAGAUUCUCGGAGCCGAUGAUUGACGAGGAUGAAGGUGACGUCGGAAAACGUGCCUUGGGAAAAAGGACGCCAAGGAUGUGUGGCGGAGAAGAAGAAGAAGUAAAUAAGAGGCAGUCGAAGCAAGAAGCUUCAACAACAAGUAAGAAAGCGAAGAGGGACGACGGUUUGACCAUCGGCGAAGGGCAAGCUAUGAGUGGAGGAGAUUCGACUCGUCAAGGCAUUGCCGCCGCGAGAGAACCUUCCCAGAAAUCUAAAAGAAAACUGACAGCUGAAGAAGGGGAUCGCCAGAAGAAAACUCGCAGGAGGAAGACUGGUGAGGGGACGAGUGGUGGCGAAAGGACGGUUGGUAAGCAAUACAAUGAAGCGGCGGCGUUUUGGCUCCAAUACGAGCGAAACGAUGACGGUGAGAUCGUGGAGAAGGAGCACCCAAUUCAACUGGUUAUCGAUCCGAGGAAGGUCUGCGAUAUCCCGCCAUGGGAAAGAUAUUAUAAUCACCGCAGUCUCACUCGGGAUGUUGUGGAGGACAUCAAGAAUGCAAUGCUAAGGCAGUUCCGCGAGGAGAAGGCAAAUAUAUGGACGGAAAACGCUUUGGUUUUGGCUCCCAUAUACAAGCCGGUGACGCAGAAGCCGAAGAGAGCUCAGAGGGUUCACAAGGAUGUCUUCAAGCCAGAGGACAAGGACAAAUACUUCUAUGACCCCGUGAAUGGACAACACACUGUGACUUCUGUGAAGGAAUUGGAUGGUGAGCCAAUAUUCGAACUGUGGAAGAUGCACUCGUGGCCAGCGAGAGUUGUGUGGUUCUCCGAUGAAGACUUUGGGGGGUAUUUGCAGGUCAGUCUAGCGGAGAACACAAGACACACGAUGUCUAUGCAGCGUUCGCAGAAGGCCGCUUUCGAGGACAUGCGGGAGGCAUGGGAGAAGCAGGGAAGUCCCAACGACGCUCAUUGGAGGAUGACACGUAAAGCGACAACGCUCGCCGACAAGGACAAAGUUGCGGCUAUUUGCAAUGCAUUGAGGCAAUGGAUGCCGCUUGUGACAGUCGGUGAUGAGGUUUUCCGGAAAGGGAUGGAUUUUUACGAUAAGUGGGACGAGGGAAAGUUGUUAGGCGGAGACGGGAAAACGUCGUUGUCGAAGCCUGGCAAAUACAUGCCAGACAAUUUUUCUGGGCUUCAAGCGAUUCUGGAAAUUGGCGUGAAAGGGGCAGCUGGUGAGACAAAGAUGAGGUGGUUAGUCCGGGUCCCUCCGCCUCAGACAAAAAAGAAAACGCAAUUGGACGACAAUUUUUUCGUCGUCGUGAAGGAGUCAGACAUGUUCUGUUGGCAAUCUCUCGCUGACAUGACCGAUGAUGAAAAACUGUCGAUCCUCGAUUACAUUUUCGUGCUUAAGGGAGAGUUCGUGCAAUCGGCGGGCGAACAUUUCAAACGACAACAUAAGUCGGAAAUUAAAGAGAUGGUUGCGACGAGGACAGUGGAUCGAAUUUUGCUCCGAAUGUUCCACUACGUCUUGUUCCUUGAAUUUGAGGAGGAUGCCGAGGUUUGGCGCUAUAGAAGCCAGUUUUUUCAGACCGAACAACAGCUUAUGGCGGAGUUCGCGCCACAGGGCCUCACAAAGCAGCGUCUUUCUACACACUCGAAACGACACCGUCUCGUUGCAUUGAUUGGCACAUGCCUCAACCUCCGGCCGGUGGUCAGCAUCCGGGAGGCGGUGGAGGAGGUGACGGAGGAGACGUCUCAGGAUCUGAUCUGUCAGAAAGUGGUAAGGCGAAACCUCGUCGGAAUCAAAGGGCUCCCUGAGCAUCUGAGUGUAGUAAACCCCGAAAGGAGCCCACAGGACGUCAAUGCGUAUGCAGGCCAAAAGCUCGACGAGCUCUACGACAACAAAAUGUUGGAGUUUCGAGCGUCUUUCUACACACUCGAAACGGCACCGUCUCGUUGCAUUGAUUGGCACAUGCCUCAACCUUCGGCCGGUGGUCAACAUCCGGGAGGCGGUGGAGGAGGUGACGGAGGAGACGACUCAGGAUCUGGUGCUGACAAAGCAGAGGGGAAAGGAUCGGGCACAGAGGGUUCUGGAGAAAAGCGAUCUGUCGGAAAGUGGUCACGCGAAACGUCAUCGGAAAAGGGUCCGGCGGAAAGGGGUCUGGCAAAAAGGGGUCGGGCGGAAAGCGUAGAGUGUUCGGGAAGCAAGAGUACAGCAGCUCCGGGGGUAGACGAGCUCUCACAGGAAGCGUAUGAUGUGCAGCGGGAAGAGGAGACUCAACACUGGCAGCCUCACAAAGUGUUGGAGGGGCUCGAUGCAGGAGUGUUGGAGACCGGGGCUAGCGAGCAUCACUGUCAUGCUUCGGGGGGGGUGUCCGUCGAUUUUGAGAGCAAGAGUACAGCAGCUCCGGAGGAAGAGGAACUCUCACAGGAAGCCCAUGCUGGUGACGUUAAGGGAGGUCAGUGGACGUUUGUGGAAGGCAAAGACCGUGGGGAGGAAGGACGUGCGUGGACGUUUGUGGAAGCUCAACUUCUUGGUGAAGAGGAAGGCGAAGAAGAACCCGUGGUGGAAGCUCGGCUUCAUGGGGAUGAGGAAGGCGAAGAACCCGUGGUGGAAGCUCGACUUUUUGGCAGUGAGGUGGCGGUCGGCGUCCAGAUGGAUCCAAAGAGGAAAGAUCAUGAUUCUUCAUCCACCCUAUGCGGUGAAGAACAAGGUGAUCGAGCGUCUGUCCUGAGUACCGGUCGGAAAAUGGUACUUCAUGAAGCCAUCGAGUUGGUUAACGACUCAGCUGCCAUCGAGCUGGUUAGCGACUCAGUCGUGACCGAGCUGCAGAACAUCGAAUCCUCCGUGGACGUUGGCACAGUGGCGCGACAGGAGGCCGAUUCCCUCGACGGACUUCCGACCACUCUAAGAUUUGUGAAUAGUUCCGGGUCAGGUUCAGGUUCCUCAGUACUAUCAACUUUCAACAUUGCUGACCUUGGAUGCUCCUCAGGCAGGAACUCCAUUCAACAGACGGCCAUGAUUAUUUCAGCUAUUCAAAAGAGGUCUUGGAUUCGUUCUGGUGCUGUUGAAAAGGGACCAACGAAUCAAGGUUGUGUGAUAACCUCGCCAACGAGGCCACCUAGUUGCCGAGACAGGGAUGCAGACAGUUCUGGACAGAAAGUGCAGAGUCUGAGGGCGAAUGAUUACCACCAUCAAGACCCAGAAAAUCAUGAUUGUGUGGUAACGCCACUACCGACGCCACCUUGUUGCCCCGACAUUGAUGUGAACAAUUCUGGGCUGAAAGGGAUUGGAGGGAAUGAUCACCAUCAUCCGGACCCACAAAGUCCUUUGGAGCAUCACAAUUUCAGUGCGACAGUUCCCGAUCGUCCUGCUGCCAUGGUCUUCUUCUCCGAUCUGCCAUCAAAUGACUUCAACACUCUCGUCAAGACUUUGUGUAAUGCACCAUCCACUCCUGCACUAUCACCCUUGGGUGGCCCCGCAGGAAGCGCACAAUCAUUCUUACAGAGAGAAGGGAUACCUUUGGCUGUUCUUCCCGGGUCCUUUUAUGAAACGCUGUUUCCGCCACACUUUCUUCAUUUGGUAACAUGUAACUUUGCCCUGCACUGGAUGUCCAAGCUCCCAGAUGAACUGGCCUUUGCUGGUAGCCAGAAAAACUCGGAGUUCUGCAAUCCAGGAACAAUAUGGCUACAUGCAUCACAGUCGCAGGCGUGGAUUGAUGCGUACUCUGCCCAAGCAAAAAGUGAUCUGGUUAAGUUUCUUGCACACAGAGCGCAGGAAAUGGUGUCAGGGGGUGUGUUAUGGAUGUUGAUGGGGGGCAGAACAGAUCCGGAUCCCGCAUGUCGAAAUGUGCCAGAGAACUAUGGCAAACAAUUUCUAAAACUGGUUGAAGAUGCCUGGCGAACGCUCAUUGCCAAAGGUUCCUUAACCCAAGAAUCUCUCGAUAGGUUCAAUGUUCCUGUCUAUUUAAGGUCUACAGAGGAUAUCCAGGAGGCAGUAGAUGCCCUAGAUGGACAGCCCUUCCAGAUCGAACAUCUCUGUUCUGUUCCCAUUUUACCACCUUUUGAUGAGCGUUACAGGCAAAACAGAGAUGAAGAGGAGUUUGCGGUGAAAGUGGUGGGGCAACUGAGAGCUGUAAUGAAGCCAAUGAUAGCAUCAGCGAUAGGGAAAGAAAAUGCCAACAAUCUGAUGGAGGAGAUGAAGGUCAUACUGCGCGCAGAAGCGGACCAGUACCUGGACGAGUGCGUAGGCACAGCAGUUAUACUGCGCCGUAGGUAAUGUGGCAGGCAGGAAUCACAGUACUGGAGCCCUCAAUCAGGUCCCUUCUUACAACACCUGCUGAAUUUUUGGAGUCAAAGGCCUCUUCACAAAUAACAUGACCACAAUUACACGCCCAGACAUAUGCACACACCCCAACAUAUAGACAUGCACACAAUAGAGGUAAUGCUGUUUCAAUUUUGGAUCCGCUCAUCUGGGUGGAAAAGGGGUUGUUGUGGUGAUAGGUUACACACACACACACAGCGAGAGAGAGAGAGAGAGAGAGAGAGAGAGAGAGAGAGAGAGAGAGAGUUAUGGUAACAGUUUACACACACACACACACACACAGAGAGAGAGAGAGAGAGAGAGAGAGAGAGAGAGAGAGAGUAUCAUCAAAUCUGAUAGACGCUGCAGGGCGAUUAGCACUGGCUGGUCUGCUUAUGACUGUCACUUAUUGUGCAAUAACCCAUGCCAUAUGUUUCGUGGAACUGAGGGCCAUCAGAAGGCCUACUUGGCCGCCCUCAGCCCAGGCCAAAUAAGGGCAGAAAAGGCCCUUCACGAUUUCAGGGCCUGGGCGUGUGACAGUUGACCUCGGUCAACUGUCGGUCCACCCAACAGUCAAAGUCCAAAGGUACCUAGCCCAGGCCGCAGGUCAAGCACACACAUUUGCUUCUGCAGGUACCCAGACAGCAUCAGGUCCAAGGGAGAAGUCUGCAACUGUGCAAUCCGGGCCUUGAGAUGUGAGUCAAUCUGGACGACUGGAGGAAAGGCACCCGAGGCCAGACAGCCUCGACGACUGCUACAUAAGGCUGCCCUCGAGCAAGUCCGGCAUGGAGUCUUGCUAUGCUGCUUUGACACUGGCCUGACUUUGACACGGCGCCGGCUUCAGGCUGGCUCUGCGCUGGCAUUGCGGACGACGACACGCGGUAGAGGCAGCAUGCUGGCGUUUCUUCAGUGCGCCAGGCCAUACUGAUCUGGCGCUGCCUCUGGUACAUGUGGCGCUGCCUCUGGUCUACGUGGCAUAAUGAUGUGGCGCUGCCUCUGUUACAUGUGGCGCUACCUCUGGUCUACGUGGCAUGCUGACGUGGCGCUGCCUCUGGUACAUGUGGCGCUACCUCUGGUCUACGUGGCAUGCUGAUGUGGCGCUGCCUCUGGUACAUGUGGCGCUGCCUCUGGUCUUCGUGGCAUGCUGACGUGCCGCUGCCUCUGGUACAUGUGGCGCUGAUUUUGGUAUACGAGGCAUUGCUAUUGGUCUACACUUAUUGAUGUGGCACAUGCCACCUGUCUUGGUUGCUGAGGUGGCAUUGUCCACGCUGUUUGCAUGAGGUGACUAGUUGCAAGGGAGAGGAAGAUCGGGAUCUGUGGUUAUAGAGGAUCAGGUACUCACUUGUGGCUGACGUCGUCACUGGAUAUUUGCUGUGUCUUCAGAGUCUUCAGGAGAUAACGUGACUUUUUUUUUUUUUUUUUUUUUUUUUUUUUUGAAAGGGCCCAGUGCCCAAGGCUUGUAUUAAUAUUUGAGAAAAUUGAGGCUGGGGUCCUCACAGUCUACCCGGGGUAACCAACAUAUGAUGCUGAGGAUGAUGAUACUAAAAACGGAUGAUUUUCUGCUAAUCAGAAUCAUGAUGUCAGACCCGUCACACAUUAGGUACUAGCCAAUAAGGAAGAGUGAUCAGGAGGGUUAAUCAGAAUGUUCACUACUCAGAACUUCAACAUAGAACCCUAACCUAAUUUCAGUUAUUUCUACCAAUUCCAGCAAUUAUCAUCUGAUGCUGUUCUGUGUACCAACCCCACCUCUACCCAGUCUCAUACCCUCUAUUUAGCUAAGUUACAGGGCAGCGCUACCUACCCCAGCUCCGACCAUCGUUGGCAGGAUUGUUACCCUCGGUCAAAUUACUGGAAUGCCUUCCUCCCUCAGCAAUCCCCAGAACUCUCUACAAGACCUCAAGCUCCUAGUAGUCUAGGUUAUAACGUGCCACGUGGCACUACUGUAUGAAACCAGGAUUA
This is a messenger RNA of Chara braunii, 6399 nucleotides long. Lineage: Eukaryota; Viridiplantae; Streptophyta; Charophyceae; Charales; Characeae. The record is from the annotation of a GenBank genome assembly.